Cololabis saira (Pacific saury) is the source of this 6242-nucleotide messenger RNA. RefSeq names its product RLF zinc finger (gene rlf). The record is from RefSeq and is a predicted model, not a curated record. NCBI's taxonomy places the organism in Eukaryota, Metazoa, Chordata, Actinopteri, Beloniformes, Belonidae. Gene Ontology annotation, molecular function: DNA binding; DNA-binding transcription factor activity, RNA polymerase II-specific. The transcript has 8 exons. Gene Ontology annotation, biological process: regulation of transcription by RNA polymerase II. Bases 15 to 5729 code for a protein of 1904 amino acids. Gene Ontology annotation, cellular component: nucleus.
GGCGGACAGCGAAGAUGGCGGAGCUUCAUGUCGAGGAGGAGCACGACUGGAGCGACUGGGCCCUGGACACCGCCGAGGACACCCUGAUAGCCAUGGAGACCCUGCUGGCCACGCUGCGAGCCUUCGAGGACGUGCUCAGGCAGCAAGACAUCUCCGUAGCAUCCUCCACGGAAUACUGCGACAACUUCUGCCAGGCGCUGAUGCACUAUGCUGGGAGCAGGAACUCCAUGGAGCAUGGCCUGCCUCUUCUGGAGGUCUACUGCUUGUCCAUAAACUGCUUUGCUGCAGCUCGAUCGCACCUCACUGCAGAGUCUGACAGGGUGGCCCUUGUUUUGAAGAGACUAGCUUUGAGCUGUUUUGAACUGUUACUGUCGGUGCCUGAGAAUGAAAUCCCAUAUGAAGCCUGGGUUCAGUUCAACCACUCUGUUCAGGUUGCCCAUGAUAAUUUACUACAGUAUGGAAGCACAGACCUCCAAGCUUUACUGCAGAUCACAGGAGAGGGUGGAGCGUGGAGCAACCCGGUCCUUACCGCUCUCCUCACCGGUCUGCAAACAAACGCAGAGGAAGUUGAUGCAUACAUAAACUUGGAGGGCGAGGGCUUCAUGGAGAUGCGAGUUAAGCAUCUGGAGAAGAAUGGUGAAUUGGCCAAAGCUGUGGUGUUGGCCAAAGCUUGCACUGAAUGCAGCUUCAUUCCCAACCAAGCCAUGUUUCGUCAAACAUUCGUCUCUCUGCUUUGUCACCUGCUGCCCAGUGAAGAAGCCAUAAUGGAGAUAUCCAGACUGGACUGUAAGGAUGUACUGGAAAUCACAUGUACUUUGGAGUCAGAGGGCGAGGAAAAUACAGCUUUUAUUCUGUGCACAACGUUCCUGACACAGCAGCUGCAACAGCAGAGUCUUUAUUCCUCCUGGGAUUUGAUUCUGUUGUGGAGUAAGCUUCAGAAGAGGCUGGACCCGUCAUUGGUGUCUCUUUUGGAGCGUUGCCUUCAGCUUGGUGCCAUUGCCAAAACAGUCCAACAUUUGCUUUACCUGGUCCGUGUGAUUUACACGGAGGCAGAGGAACUUGGAAUACCUGCUUCAGUAGAACUUUGUGUGAAAGCCCUUCAACUUCCAAAGCAGGAUGACUCCGAAACGAGAAUAUCUGUCUGUAAGAUGAUGUCCUGCCUUCUUCCAAAUGAUCUUGAGGUGUUGCGUGCCUGUCAACUCACCGAGUUCCUGCUUGGCCCCGGGCAGGAAGCCUUCACUUGUCUUGAAGAACUUUACUCACGCCCUGAUCAAAAGAAUGACCAGGAAAGUGAGGUUAUUCCCAACUCACUCAGAUGCGAGUUGCUCCUGGCACUGAAAGCAUACUGGCCUUUUGACCCGGAAUUCUGGGACUGGAAAACUCUUAAGUAUCACUGCGUCUCCCUUCUGGGGUUAAGGCCUGAGUCAGAGGGGGAAGAGGAAGAAGAGGAGGAAGUAGACAACCAAGCAAAGGUUAAGCAACAGGAGUUACAGGGAACUACCAUUAGAGUAAAGCCUGAACCCCACAGCAGAAUCAACGGAGGUCUUGAUGGUUGUGAGUGGAAGGAUAAAAAACCGUCUAUUAAUUCCACAGAAGUCAAAUCAGAUCCUGAGAAAAAGAAGCAAAAGUUAUACUGUAAGAUUUGUAAGAGGUCAGUCUCUGAUGCUCAAAUCAUUCACCACUCCAAAAGACACGCACAGGACAACAAUCACCGCUGCCCCGUCUGCUUGGAAAAGUUUAAGAGCAGGAAGGACCUCGUUCCUCACAUGAAAUCACACCUUCAGAGCAAAAUAAAUUCUCAGAACAAUGUAAAGAGCGAAGAAGUGCAGAAGCAAAUAGACGAGGAUGACGACAUUGAACCCGGCGAGAUCCCCAUCGACCCCUCGUUGAUGCUGUAUUACAAAUCCACACACGACCCCGAUGUGCUGCACCACAUCGUGGAGCAGGCCAAAACUGUGAAAGAGAAGCAUGCAGACGACGACGAGCAUGUAACGUUCGAUUACAUCUACCAACACUUCAAACUGCAGAACCGGGAUGUGUAUCCGUGUCCCGGAACCGGAUGCACGCGGGUAUUUAAACAUUCCAAGUACCUGUAUGUUCACUUAAAGUCGGAACACAAGGGGGACGAGAAUGUCAAGUAUUUUCAUCAGAUAAGAGACAAGCGGGAGAAGUGUGUGUUUUGUAGACGUCAUUUCGUCUCGGCUUACCAUCACCGCAAACAUAGAAGAGCUCACUAUGGUGAUCAGCCGUACAUGUGUAUGAUUAUAGGCUGCGGCGGACAGUUCAGGACAUCCAACGAACUAGUGACACACAAGCAGACCCAUGGCUAUCAGCUGAACUAUCAGUGUGAGCUGAAAGGCUGUUACGUAACUUACUCCGACUUGGGUCAGAUAUAUCACCAUGAAGCGCAGCAUUUCAGAGAUGCAGCUUUUACCUGCACUAGCAAUGAAUGUAGGAAGUUCUACCUGUCCAAACAGGAUUUCAUUAAACAUUUGUCCACUCACAACAUCACUUUCACAGAAGAUGACUUUGAGGCUCAGAGGAAGGCAAAGCGGAAACGCUUUAAGGCUGUUUGUGAAGCAACAGUGCGCGUUAAUAAGUCCGUUGAACCAACAGACGCUGUAAAUGGAGACGUCCUGAACUCCUCACCAGUGAGUUGUGCCUCCUCUUUGCAAGAAUCUGACGUCAAUGAGCCCAAGCCAACUAUGACUCUGGUGGCUGUGUGCUUCGACGGAAGCAAGUUUACAUGUGGCUUUGAGAAAUGUGGAAUGACCUUUUCCAGAGCCAGAGAUGUGCAGAGGCAUCUGAAAUGUGCUCACCCAGAACAUCUAAAACUAGAGAACAAGGAACACAAACAUGACAAAGAGCAGGGUUCAAAGUCCAAAGGGGUGAAGACCGAACCUGACACCGAAAGUGCAGAAAACGGAAAACAUGAGCUUCCAACUCCAUGUCAGUCAGCGGAGGCUGGCAAAGAGAAAAAGACGUUCUCUAAUCCAAAAAGCAAAGACACGCACUCUUUAAGCCUUAAUACAAAAAAUGAUGCGCUGAAAGAAAUUCUUAUUGGUCUGAGUAAACUGAGCUUGAACUGCUCAUCGUCUCACAGCUUGCCGACUGAGCCCGCAGACUCCAAACUAAACUCAAACACAGCGCAAAUGUCUCUUCAUCAAGCAAUCAUUGCAAAGCCUCCUUUUGUCUUGCUCAAGAAGAGACCAAACUUAUCUGAGGAACAGGCAAAAGUAAAAAAGGAACAAGCAUCAGUAACAAAUGAGGACAGCGAUUUGGAAUCGUCAUUAGCCAGUGCUAAGCCGUACAUCUGUGGGGUGAAAGGAUGUGGCUUCAGGACUGCUCAGAGUUACAACCUACUGCGCCACUACAACACAAAACAUGGCUGCAGCGUUGAACAGGCCAGGAAGCUGGCCUCUGUUAAACCUUACGUGUGCCACCUUUGUUCAAAGAGUCACAGAGAAAAGCACGUAUUGAAGGCCCACUAUAUUAAAACCCAUAACUUGAGUGAGACUUUUGUCGACAAAAUGAGCUGCAAAUCCGUACCUUUCAAGGGAAGCGACGGGCCUGUGACUCCAGUUAAACCAAAAUCAGAGCCCUUGACGAACCACGGUCCAAAAGUGAAGAAAGAGACCCCUAAGGCGCCACGCCAGCAAGAGCCAACAAACUCUGCCACGAUUAGAGAAAAUGGACAAAACUUGAACAAUCACCCCCCGUCUAAUGAGGACGCAGAAAAUGGAGAGGAAGAUGACGAGCAAAAAACUGAAAGUGAGGAUGCAACCACACAACAGGUCAGAACAACGAGACGUUUAGUAGCCAAAAGCAAUAUGUGCUAUUUUGUGGACAAAUUUAGUAAACCCUUUCAUUGUGUGGUGAAGAAUUGUGAGGCCGCUUUUUCCACUCAAGGAAGCCUUGUCCGCCACCUACAGUGUGUACAUCGUUACAAUCGCUCUCAGCUCCUGUUGGACAAAGACAACGAUCUACAGCGCAGUUCAGAAAUGAGAAAAGAAACGGCAAAAAAAAGACCUGUCCCAAACUCAGAUGAACCUCAGCCCCGAUUCAAAUGUCACUUUGGUAACUGCAGCGCCUCCUACCACCUCAGGAGCAGCUUAGUGCGUCACACUCGCGAAUGGCACUCUCAGUCUCCCGAACUAAUAAGGUGCAAGUAUGAUGGCUGCACAAGAGUGUUCAGCCAUGAUGCUGCGCUAAAAAAACACACGCUAUACAGUCACUGUGAGUACUACGAUUCACUGGUGGUACGACUACAAAGCACCCACAAAAAGUCAAUUACUGGAUGCCAAAAAAAGCUCAUAGUGACACCACAGAGCCCUCAUAAAGAAGACUCUAGUUCACCAAUCACACACAACAAGAGGUCAAAUCCAGAGCCUGACGCGAGUCACGCAACGGCCCAGAAGAAGAAACCGUGUGACGACAGCAUGGAAAAAAAGAAUGUGUCAGGAGACAGAAGGAAGUCCAAAAGAAUUGGAAUGAGCAGUUAUGUUUUUAGAUCUCAUGAAGAAGCACUACAAAUGUGUCAAGACCGCUGCUUGCGCGUGGCCUACCCGUGCAUGGUUCAGGACUGCGACUCUGUCGUCACGUACUUGAACAGUGUAAUCCGUCACUACGUGAGGGUGCACUCUAUGGCUCGAAACGAUAUUUAUAAAAAUGUAAAUAAGCUUAUUUUCACUGCUGAGAAGCUUGAGGAACUGAUUCAAAGGAAGUCGGCCAGGCCACGUGUUAUCAAAGCAGGCACUCCUAAUGGGGUGCACAAAGUAGAGUACCAAUCCGAAGAGGAAGAGGCCGAGGAAGAGGCAGAGGAAGAGGCAGAGGAAGAGGCAGAGGAAGAGGAAGAGGAAAAGCCUGCGACCAUGAGCUUGAAGACGGUCGAUGCUGAAACACAAGAAGAAAAGCAAGAUCCAGAAGACGUCCCUGAGGAACAAAAGGAAGAACUUCCACCCCUUGAGAGAAAUGGGGACCUUGUUGUUGCAGAUGAGGGGCUUAAGGACGAAGCGAGCACAGGUGGGCCUGCCGAGGAUCCACCUGCAGCGCCGCAGAACGCCCCAAAACAGGAGGAGAGGUUAAGCUUGGAUCAAAUCAAACCACUUCUUCGUCCACUAACCGUUGACCUCUCCACACCGUGCCCAUUGCUUUUUACUACUGAGGAGGGCUUCCAAGAUGCACCGAGCAACAAGGACUAUGGUAAAAUGGUUAACGGGUCAAUCACAUUGAACUCUCCUGCUCGUCAGCCGCUGAAACGCAAAAACGAACUACCCGAACAGCCUUCAAACUUAAAAGAAACCCGGAGUGAUAGUCCUCCGCCAUGCUCUUUUGACAUCACUGCCUAUAAGCCAAUGGGCUUCGAGUCGUCAUUUCUGAAGUUUAUACAAGACACCACUCCAAAAGACAAAAGCGCAAGAGAAAAACGACGGGAAGCAUUAAGACGCGGCUGCUCCGUCAAGGAGAACAAAGAGCUGGGAGUCUGUCUCACCCGCUGCAGACGCUCUCAUUCCCUACUGGUGAAGUCCCACGGGACGACUGAAGACUUCACGUCCAUACAAAACUUGAAGUCCAUCCUGGACAAAGCCCUGGCGGGGUGUGGGGACCUGGCCAUUAAGCAGCUUCAGUACCUCAGACCGGUGGUGGUCCUGGGGAAACCCGUGUGCACCACCACCAUGCCUGACCUCUUCCCAUCAGACACCAAGAGCAAACCUCUUCUUGGAAGUUAGUUGAACUUGGCACCUUUAACGUUGAUAUAUUACUUUACAUUUUCACAAGCAAUGUAUCAGUAUUUUUAUUUCUUCCAAAACUGAAGAUAUGUUUGGUUAUUGGGGAUUUCUUCUUGUUUGUUUCAAAGUUGCCAAACACGUUUUGUAGAAAUAAGCAUAAAUAGGGGGGGGGGACUCAACAGUGCACAUAAGAUCCAGUUUGACUGUAUUUUGUCAAUGAUUCUGAGAGCAAUCGGAUUGCGCCUGAUAUUCAUUAAACCAUAAUCAUAAGUGUAUAUACUAUAGCCUCCAAGAUAAAUGUACAGCUUUCCAGAUUGUUAGAAAUGGUCAGUAGCGAAUUGCAAAGCCUUUUCACUUUUGUGAAAAUGUGACAAAGUAUUUCCUUACUUUAAAGUUCUCAAGGAAAAUUAUUGGUUAUUUUUCACCUCAGUUUAUAUAUCAGUGUUUGGCUGCAGUGGAGAUGUUGGGAGACAUGUAUGUAACACUUUCUAAUAAAGUAAGUGUGGAAAUUAA